This is a messenger RNA of Clupea harengus (Atlantic herring), 2525 nucleotides long. It is a transcript of the gene vezf1a, whose product is annotated as vascular endothelial zinc finger 1a. NCBI's taxonomy places the organism in Eukaryota, Metazoa, Chordata, Actinopteri, Clupeiformes, Clupeidae. The record is from RefSeq and is a predicted model, not a curated record. Gene Ontology annotation, molecular function: DNA-binding transcription activator activity, RNA polymerase II-specific; RNA polymerase II cis-regulatory region sequence-specific DNA binding. Gene Ontology annotation, cellular component: nucleus. Gene Ontology annotation, biological process: regulation of transcription by RNA polymerase II.
CUAGGGUUACAGGAAGUUGUAGCAGCUGCCAUGUUUGGCUGCUUUGUUGUAGAUUUCUUGUAGGUUUCCUGCAGAUUUUUUUCUUAAGUGUUGCAAUGGAACCGAGCUGGAGCACAUUUUUAUUUCAGCAGGCCAAUGAAGCCCUUCACCACCAACACCAGGUGGCCCAGAACAGCCUGUUGCCGCUGCUCAACUCCGAGCCCCAGGACCAGAAGCCUGUGAUGCCCAUCCCUCUGGACCAGAAGCCCCCAGUCAGCCAGGCCAACAGUCAGGGUGGUGGAGGGGGUGGGGGCAGUGGAGGAGGGGGGGGUCCUAUGGCCGUCGUGAAGAAAGAGCACAAGACCAAGACGCCGUUCGUGUGCAGUUACUGCAACAAGGCCUUCCGCGACAGCUACCACCUGCGGCGGCACGAGUCCUGCCACACUGGCAUCAAGAUGGUGUCGCGGCCCAAGAAAGCUACGCAGUCGGCGCCCACCAUGGUGCCGCUCAUCUCCUCGAUGCCACGGGAGAACUCCGGCGGCAACCCCUCCUACAUCUCCACCAUCGCGGGCAUCCUCACCACGGCGACCACCUCCGCCUCCACGGGAUCCAGCGUGAUGUCGUCGGUCUCCAUGGGCGCGAUGCCACAGCAACAGCAUCAACAACAGCAGCAUCAUCAACAUCAUCAGCAGCAGCAGCAGCAGCAGCCCAAGAAGCCUCCCAAGCCGGUGAAGAAGAACCACGGCUGCGAUAUGUGUGGCAAGGCCUUCCGUGACGUCUACCACCUCAACCGCCACAAGCUGUCGCAUUCGGACGAGAAGCCCUUCGAGUGCCCCAUCUGCCACCAGCGCUUCAAGCGCAAGGACCGCAUGACCUACCACGUGCGCUCACACGACGGCGGCGUGCACAAGCCUUACGUCUGCUCUGUGUGUGGGAAGGGUUUCUCCAGGCCUGACCAUCUCAGCUGCCAUGUCAAGCAUGUCCAUUCCUCAGAGCGACCAUUCAAAUGCCAAGUUACGGCCUGCACCUCUGCCUUCGCCACCAAAGACCGCCUGCGCUCGCACAUGAUCCGGCACGAGGGCAAGGUCACCUGCAACAUCUGCGGCAAGAUGCUGAGCGCCGCCUACAUCACCAGCCACCUGAAGACGCACGGCCAAACCAACUUCAACAACAACAACUGCAACAAAGGGUACUGGCAGUGGAACUCCUCACAAGCACGAAAAGAUAGCAACGAUGUGUGCAACUCGUCCUCCAUCACGCACGUCACCUCCUCUGGCCCCAGCAUGAGCCGCGGCGGCAGCACCAACAGCAGCUCCAGCUCCUCCUCCAACGCCGUCACCAUCGCCACGCAGAUGAGCCUGGGCAACAUCACCUCGGGAAUGGGCCUGCAGCACCCGGUCACCAUCACCGGCCCGGUGAACAUCUCCUCUGUCCACAUCCCCACCACGGCGUCCAUGAGCCUCGCCCACCCCAUGGCCCUCACAUCGCCCAUGUCCAUGAACAUCGCCGGGCCGCUCAACAUCGCCAUGCGGCCCAUGGAGAGCAUGUCUUUCCUCUCUCAAGUCCUCCCUUCCUCCCCGCCCUGGUAGAGACGAGUACCCAGCCCCCACCCCCGUCAUCCUUCCUCACCAUCUCACCAUCUUCCUCAUCCUCCCUGUCCUCCUCCUCCUCCUCCUCCUUUACUCCCCACGCCCACCACCACUGAGAGAAGUUGUUUACUCUAAAGGUCUGAAGGAGCAGCUAGAAUGAAUGAACCCUGUCCCAGCUGCUGCCUCCUUUAGCAACCUUGCAUCAAACAAUAAACAAUAACGUUUUUAUUUUCUUUUUAGUUUUUUUUUUUCCGUGGUUGUUGGAACUGAAACAUUAGCUAGAGUUUAGGUUUUUUUUUUAUUCCCUCUGAAGGAGCUCUGACCUGGCGUUGAGUGCACAGCAUUAAUGUGAACAUUUUGAGUUGAUGACGCACUAAGCCACAGUCGGACAAGGAUCGGAAGGGUUGGAACAGUCCUCUCAGACUUUACUCAACACGGUGACCUUUGCCAUUUGGAGAAUUUUCACAAGGACAAAUGCAAUAAGUGCUGAUUUUUUUUCACUGGUUAUUUUGUUUUUGUUUGUUUGUUUGUUUGUUUGUUUGUUUGUUUGUUAAUACGUUUUCUUCCACAUCAUCUGGGCUGUGUCUCAAAAGCCACUAGCCUGCUAAUCAGUAUUUAACGUUUUAAGGAAAUGAGUUCAAAAGGGACAAAGGCUUCCACUGUGAGGGAAGGGUUGUAUAUUUAGUUGUGUUUAUGCUUGGGUUACCCUCCAGGUGAGGGGGUAUGCCUUUAAUCGGUUGAGGUACAGCGGUUACCUUGAUGGAAGCCAACUCGGGAUCAAGUCUGGCGUGGAUUCGACAGGGGCCAGAUCUUUUCCAGAGUUUGCUACCGUCUGACUGUAGAGUAUAAUGUGCCGUUGGUUAUGCAGGCCAAUGCGUUCUCACUCCAAACAGGCAUUCACUGUCUGUUUUUAUUUUAUUUUGUUUUGUUUGUUUGUUCCCCCCCCCCCCCCCCCCC